UGUCUCUAACAGUAACAGAUCCAUUCUCAUCUCUCUCUCUGAAAACCCGUACGGACUCUCUAAUUGCCAACAAAUCUGUUUGGUACCUGGAAAAACCAAAGAAAAUGAAAAGAAAUGCAUGUUGAUUGACGGGAACUUUUUGUUCCUCUAGGCUCGACUUUCUGCAUCAUCAAAACGGGAGAAAUUAGGAAAUGGGGGUAUAUCUCAGCACCCCAAAAACUGAGAAGUUAUCAGAAGAUGGUGAAAAUGACAAGCUUCAAUUUGGAUUGUCAUCCAUGCAAGGAUGGCGUGCAUCUAUGGAAGAUGCUCAUGCAGCAUAUCUGGAUCUGGACGACUCAACAUCAUUUUUUGGUGUUUAUGAUGGUCAUGGAGGCAAAGCAGUGGCUAAGUUUUGUGCCAAGCAUCUUCAUCAGCAGGUGCUCAAGCAUGAGGCGUAUUCAGCUGGAGAUAUUGGGACUUCAGUACAGAAAGCUUUUCUCAGAAUGGAUGAGAUGAUGUGUGGACAAAGAGGGUGGAGAGAAUUAGCAGUCCUGGGAGAUAAAAUGGACAAAGUUUCUGGUUUUGUUGAAGGGUUUGUAUGGUCUCCUAAGGGUGAUGAAGCCAAUGACCAUUUUGAUGAUUGGCCUCCUGAGGAGGGUUCUCACUCUGAUUUUCAUGGACCUACUUCUGGAUGCACAGCCUGUGUUGCAAUAAUUCGAAACAAGCAACUAGUUGUUGCUAAUGCUGGUGAUUCCCGUUGUGUAAUAUCUAGAAAGGGGCAGGCAUAUAAUUUGUCUAAAGAUCACAAGCCAGACCUUGAACUGGAGAAAGAUAGGAUUCUGAAAGCUGGUGGUUUUAUUCAAGUCGGACGUGUCAAUGGAAGUUUAAACUUGGCCAGGGCUAUUGGAGAUGCGGAGUUCAAACAGAACAAAACUUUACCUGCUGAAAGGCAAAUUGUAACAGCUAAUCCAGACAUCAACACUGUUGAGAUCUGCGAUGACGAUGAGUUUCUUGUUUUAGCUUGUGAUGGGAUUUGGGACUGUAUGUCAAGUCAACAACUAGUGGAUUAUGUACGAGAGCAGUUGAAUUCUGAAACUAAACUUUCAGCAAUCUGUGAAAGAGUAUUCGACAGGUGCUUGGCUCCAACAGCUGGUGGGGAGGGAUGCGACAACAUGACAAUGAUCCUUGUUCAGUUCAAAAAACCUGUUGGUUCAGGUACUUCUUUGAGCAGCACCCAGCAUUGAAAGAUCGAACACCCACAAACCAGGUAAAACGUACAUUUGGAUUUUGGACCUUAAGAAGCAUUAGUCUCUUCUCCUUCACACCAAAUUAUAUUAACCCAUUUUCUUCAAAGCUGUAAGCAAACGCGUAAUGAAUAUUCCACUUUCUUAUUAUGUAAGUGAUUUGCGGUUUAUGAGUUGUAAAUGAUCCAAGGUUUUUCA
This is a messenger RNA of Gossypium raimondii (Peruvian cotton), 1421 nucleotides long. Its product is annotated as probable protein phosphatase 2C 21. The transcript has 12 exons. Gene Ontology annotation, biological process: protein dephosphorylation. The coding region runs from base 192 to 1223 and encodes 343 amino acids. The record is from RefSeq and is a predicted model, not a curated record. Lineage: Eukaryota; Viridiplantae; Streptophyta; Magnoliopsida; Malvales; Malvaceae. Gene Ontology annotation, molecular function: protein serine/threonine phosphatase activity; cation binding.